UUGAUUUAAAAAAUGUCAGUGAUGAAGAAGAAAAAACGAUGUCUGAUGUUUUACAAAAGUUGUUUGAAGAGGUCAUAAAUCAGAACAAUGAUCUCAAAUCCAGCAUACCGCCCAAUUCAUAUGCUAGACUAAGAAAGGCAGUCGAUAAAACAUUUCAGCUAUUUCUAUCUAAAGGAUGGAGAAUCAUACGCGCUAAACAUGAAUGCAUACAACUACAUAUAAGAUGUAGCAAUUUUAAAUUGCUUGCCGACUUGUUUAGGGAACAUACUAAUGGAAAAAUCCACAACCAUCAAACAGAUUUAAAUGAAGCAUUAGCCGAAUGUGUCAAUGGAGGAAAGUCAUACAUUGAAACUAUUAUUUAUAAAGGCGAGUUUUGGAAUGUUUUGGACAAAUCAAUCUCAUUCGUCGAUAUAUAUUUAUCGGUUCUCAACAUCGACGUUGCAAAGCAAAAUGAUAACGUGCAACCACUCCAUAAAGACAGGAGGGCUACAUUAUCGUUAACAGCUCAAAAUAUAAAGUCUGAAAACAACGCAUCCUUUGAGCGAGACACUCAAUUUAUGUCAAAUAAAAUCUAUUCCCUAUUGUUAUAUGACGGUUAA
Ruditapes philippinarum (Manila clam) is the source of this 599-nucleotide messenger RNA. RefSeq lists its product as uncharacterized. The transcript has 3 exons. NCBI's taxonomy places the organism in Eukaryota, Metazoa, Mollusca, Bivalvia, Venerida, Veneridae. The record is from RefSeq and is a predicted model, not a curated record. The coding region runs from base 39 to 599 and encodes 186 amino acids.